Molecule: messenger RNA, 1441 nt
Organism: Frankliniella occidentalis (western flower thrips)
Lineage: Eukaryota; Metazoa; Arthropoda; Insecta; Thysanoptera; Thripidae
Product: lipase 3-like
Exons: 8
Coding region: 102-1436 (444 amino acids)
Biological process (GO): lipid metabolic process
Molecular function (GO): hydrolase activity, acting on ester bonds
Source: RefSeq, a predicted model, not a curated record
AGUUUGCUGCAAAACUCACAUAAGCCACACGAGAGAUAACGCCCUACAGUAGCAGAGCGCGCGCCGAUUGAUGCCACAUUCUUUUCUGUCGCUCAUAGAGGAUGACGUACCUUUUGUUUGUCGCGAUUGGUGCAUGCGCCGUUGUGCUGGUUUCUGGAGCCCCAGCUGACGACAAGCAGGUGCACGCCCAAUUCCAGUCAACUGAUUUGAGUGAUGCACUCCUGAGGAGCCUCCUUGAUGAUUUCCUUACAAACUUGGACAGCUGGAAUGUUACUACUUCAGAUUCGGCAAUAAUUAAGCAGCGGAAACACUUAAAGGGAACGCGAGCCUUGAUUGAGGCUCAAGGCUAUCCGGCGGAGGACCAUGUCGUUGUGACAGAAGAUGGCUACAUACUUUCCAUGUUUCGCAUUCCUCGGCCGGAUUGUCCACCUGUGUUCCUGAUGCAUGGUCUUCUUGCUUCGUCUGCCGACUACGUUGUGCUCGGCAAACAUCGCGCUCUGGCAUCAGUACUGUAUGAAGCGGGCUUCGACGUCUGGCUUGGCAAUGCAAGAGGCACAACGGAGUCUCGGCGCCACAAGACGCUCGUACCUGGAGAUGCCAAGUUCUGGGAUUUCAGUUGGCACGAGAUUGGAUCACAGGACCUCCCUGCACUUAUUGACCACGUGCUCAACGCUACAAAUCAGACUUCCCUCCAUUACGUGGGACACUCUCAGGGGACCACGACCUUUUUUGUCAUGGGAAGCGAACGGCAGGAGUAUAUGGCAAAGGUGAAGACUUUUGUCGCAUUAGCUCCAAUCGCCUUUGUGAAUGACAUCCGGUCAAUUCCUGUGCGACUAAUGGCCGUAGCACCCAACGCGCUCGGGGACCUCAUCAGAUUAAUGGGAGCGAAUGAGUUUUUGCCGAACUCUAAGCUAGUGUCCUGGCUUGGGGAUACAUUCUGUGCUGAUGGUGACAUUACUCAACCAUUAUGCUACGACAUCAUGUUUCUGAUUGGUGGUACGGACUCCCAGCAGAUGAAUGCAACUGCUAUACCGGACAUUUUAGCAAACACACCUGCAGGAGCUGCAACGAAACAGUUGAUUCAUUACGGUCAGCUCAUCGCCAAAUGGAGACAGGAAUUCAGGCAGUACGAUCACGGCUGGUUGGGAAACUUAUUCCGCUACCAAUCACUAAGCCCUCCAGAAUACAACCUAAGCAAGAUUUCUGCGACUACGUACUUAUUCACGUCCGACAAUGAUUUGCUGUCGGUGAAAAAGAAUGUUGAAGAACUAGUCCGAAGACUACCCAGCAUUGCACCAGAUGGGGUGAAGAAGGUGCCAUUUCGCAAGUUUAAUCAUCUUGACUAUAUAUUCGGAAAGAACGCCAAGGAACUGGUCUACAACGAUAUUGUGAAAAUAAUUCGCAGACAUGAUAAUAAUAAAAUCCCGGCUUUCUGAAAAGA